AUGAACAAGAAGCAGAUCCUGGCCAUCUUAUUGUACGAAUUCAAGAAAGGAAGGACUGAAGCCGAAACUGCUUUCAAUAUCAACAAUGUGUUUGGAGCUGACACUGUGACGGAAGAAGUGGCAAAGACGUGGUUCGACAAGUUCAGAGAUGGCGAUGAAACGUUGGACGGGUUUAAUGUUGUGAAGCAGAAAGAGAAAACUGGAGUCACGGUCGAAGUGUACGAAUCGCCUUUGGAUUUAGAGAAAGCAUUAGCCAACAUCAGCCAACAGCAGCAGUCGUCUUGA
This is a messenger RNA of Bursaphelenchus okinawaensis, 285 nucleotides long. NCBI's taxonomy places the organism in Eukaryota, Metazoa, Nematoda, Chromadorea, Rhabditida, Aphelenchoididae. The record is from the annotation of a GenBank genome assembly.